Myotis myotis is the source of this 5582-nucleotide messenger RNA. It is a transcript of the gene SLC22A23, whose product is annotated as solute carrier family 22 member 23. The coding region runs from base 29 to 2134 and encodes 701 amino acids. NCBI's taxonomy places the organism in Eukaryota, Metazoa, Chordata, Mammalia, Chiroptera, Vespertilionidae. Gene Ontology annotation, molecular function: transmembrane transporter activity. Gene Ontology annotation, biological process: transmembrane transport. The transcript has 11 exons. The record is from RefSeq and is a predicted model, not a curated record. Gene Ontology annotation, cellular component: membrane.
GCCUCUGCGGGCGCCGCGGGCCCGGGCCAUGGCGAUAGACCGGCGGCGCGAGGCAGCGGGCGGCAGGCCCGGGAGGCAGCCACCCCUGGGCGAGGAGAACGGCUCUCUGCCGCCCGGGGACGCGGCGGCCUCGGUGCCCCUCGGGGGCGGCGCGGGCCCCAGCAGCGGCGGGGAGAUCCAGUCGCUGCCCUCCCCGCAUCCCGGCGGCGGCCCUCACUCCGCGGCGGCUCCCAGCCUCCUGUUGCUGGACUACGACGGGUCGGUGCUGCCCUUCCUCGGGGGCCUGGGCGGGGGCUACCAGAAGACCCUCGUGCUGCUCACCUGGAUCCCGGCGCUGUUCAUCGGCUUCAGCCAGUUCUCGGACUCCUUCCUUUUGGACCAGCCGAACUUCUGGUGCCGCGAGGCCGGCAAGGGCGCCGAGCUGGCGGGAGUCACCUCCACUGGCCGGUGGGGAGCCUACGACGGGGCCAACUGGAACAGCCCCCCGACCACCUCCUUCUCCACGGCCGCCUGGGGGCCCGCGGGCAACCUCAGCAACAGCAGCGGAGCGGACAGGGGCGACACGCCACCCCUGUGGUCCCCUCCGGACAAGGGGGACAACGCCUCUAACUGCGACUGCCACGCGUGGAACUAUGGCAUCCGCACAGGCCUCGUCCAAAACGUGGUCAGCAAGUGGGAUCUUGUGUGUGAUAAUGCCUGGAAGGUCCAUAUCGCUAAGUUCUCCUUACUGGUUGGAUUAAUCUUUGGCUACCUAAUAACUGGAUGCAUUGCUGACUGGGUGGGCCGGCGGCCUGUGCUGCUCUGUUCCAUCAUCUUCAUUCUGAUCUUUGGCCUGACCGUGGCCCUGUCCGUGAAUGUGACGAUGUUCAGCACACUCAGGUUCUUCGAAGGAUUCUGCCUGGCUGGAAUAAUCCUCACCUUGUAUGCAUUACGAAUAGAGCUGUGUCCCCCUGGAAAACGGUUCAUGAUCACCAUGGUGGCGAGCUUCGUGGCCAUGGCGGGGCAGCUCCUCAUGCCCGGGCUGGCGGCACUGUGCCGGGACUGGCAGGUGCUGCAGGCGCUCAUCAUCUGCCCCUUCCUGCUCAUGCUGCUGUACUGGUCGGUAUUCCCCGAGUCCCUCCGGUGGCUGAUGGCUACCCAGCAGUUUGAGUCUGCGAAGAAGUUGAUCCUGCACUUCACCCAGAAGAACUCCAUGAACACUGAGACUGACAUCAAAGGCGUGAUGCCCGAGCUGGAGAAGGAGCUGUCCCGGAGGCCCAAGAAGGUCUGCAUCGUGAAGAUGGUGGGAACCCGGAACCUGUGGAAGAACAUCGUGGUCCUGUGUGUGAACUCGCUGACAGGGUUCGGGAUCCACCACUGCUUCGCAAGGAGCAUGAUGGGCCACGAGGUGAAGGUGCCACUGCUGGAGAACUUCUACGCCGACUACUACACCAUGGCCAGCAUCGCCCUGGCCUCCUGCCUGGCUAUGUGCGUGGUGGUCAGGUUCCUGGGGCGCCGGGGAGGGCUGCUGCUCUUCAUGAUCCUCACUGCCCUGGCCUCCCUCCUGCAGCUCGGGCUCCUCAACCUGAUUGGGAAGUACAGCCAGCACCCAGACUCAGAGUUGCAGCUGAAGUUGGCCGUAGGUAUGAGCGACAGUGUCAAGGACAAAUUCUCCAUUGCAUUUUCCAUCGUGGGCAUGUUUGCCUCCCACGCAGUGGGAAGCCUCAGUGUGUUCUUCUGUGCAGAGAUCACCCCCACGGUGAUAAGGUGCGGCGGGCUGGGGCUGGUGUUGGCCAGCGCAGGCUUCGGCAUGCUGACGGCGCCCAUCAUCGAGCUGCACAACCAGAAAGGCUACUUCCUGCACCACAUCAUCUUCGCCUGCUGCACGCUCAUCUGCAUCAUCUGCAUCCUCCUGCUGCCCGAGAGCCGGAACCAGAGCCUGCCCGAGAGCCUCUCCAAUGGGGAGCACUACACGCGCCAGCCGCUCCUGCCGCACAAGAAGGCCGAGCAGCCGCUGCUGCUCACCAACGCGGAGCUCAAGGACUACUCGGGCCUCCACGAUGCCGCGGCCACGGGGGACGCGCUGCCCGACAGCGCCGCCGCCAACGCAGCCAACGGCCUGCGGUCCUGCGGCUCUGCGCGCGGCCUGCCCUGAGAGACCUGGGCCCGUGGGGUGGCUGCGCGCAGGGUCACCGAGGGACCAGACAUGUGGCUGCGAGCACACGUGGCUCUGCCGGGCUCACCGGGCACCGACGCCGCGGGAGCACAGGACCUUCGCUGGUGUGGGGGGAUUCUUUCCAAAACGCUAAGGAUCGUGUGAGGAAGCAGACUCUUUGGAAAUAAGACUUUCUUUUCUGCCAUUAAAUGUUUGUAUUUAUUUUGGUCAUUUUUACGAGAAGCACUUUAUUCCCUUUCCUCUCACUGAUCUUGAAAUAGAACCACCCCCUUUGAAAGAGGGACCUAGUCUCCCGCCGGCAGCAGCCAGAUGCCCCCAGGGCUGCCAGCUGUGCGCAGACACCACGUGAGCAGUUCAGACUGCGCCAUGCUGACAUGUAAACAAUGAGGUGUCCGCCAGAGAGGCUGAUGGUCUGAAAGGUUUUGUGUUUGUAGGGUGUGAGCUUCUGGUCCAUGUUUUGGGAGAAAGCAGCUCACGAAUGUCAUUAAAACCAGCUUAAUCUUUCCUUCAAGAUCAUGCUUUUGUACUGGAUGCUGGAAACUCUUUGGGGAAAAGCUUCAACAUGUCACCACAAAUCGUAAAUGACCCGUGGCAGUGUUGCCAGUUUUCUAACGCAAGUUUGCCUGGUUCAGUUCACGACUAGAUGCGCUGAGGUGUAAGGCAUUUAGCAUUAAUGCUUUCUCAGAUUCAGCUCCGGGGGAAAAGCUCCCUCCAUCAGCUUUUCCAGCACUACCUGAAAACACGCUACUUUCUGAUGGGAAACCAAUGGGACAAGAACUGAAAUAGAGGACUAAGGCAAACCCACAGAGGGUGGGUGCUCUCCCAAAGACAGCGCAUGCACAUCUGGAGCACACCACACGGCAUCACCAGCUUGGAUGACUGUCCGCUCCCACUGAUUUCACGCUGAGACUGCAAACCUGUGGGAGCCGGUCCCCCUCAUGCCUGCCUUUGCCUGCUUCCUGCUUCCUCCCCCUUCCCUCAGCACAGAGGUGGGGUUUGGGGCAAGCAGUGGGAUGCUCAUAGGUUAGUCCAACUGACCUCCUGCCUCUCUUAAAGCUUCAAGACCCAUUGAGAGGAAGCAAUAACUCCCCAAAGUUCAACUCCCAUCUCCAAUAGCCAAGGGUUGUCACUGACUUCAUUGCUUGUCCCAGACAGUGCAGGCUUCCUCGUCCCUUUCACAUCAGGCAUUCUCACCUGUCUGAGGGUGUUUCAGAGGAAGCUUGGAGGGCCUCCGCAAGGACACGCCGGGGGGCCACUAAGGAACAAGCUUCAUUGGCGCAGGCAGGCGCCCCCUUGAGCAACAUAGGCACCUGAUUUUCCAGACAGCCUGGGUCCUUUCUAGGAUUGUCCACCCACCCCACCCCCCACUUUGUGACAUGUGUCUUUGUCAUGGGCUGUGUUUUCCCCAGGAAAUCAUAGUCUCGGGCCUGUGACUUAGGUGACCUCCAACUGACAGUUGCUAGAACUCAAAGGGCCUGAAAAGGGGUUGGCUUAACUUCCCUUUCUCCCCUUCUAGCUCUCUACCUGGCCUGUUUCUUACUGUCUCCGCCCACCACUCCCCUCUGAACCUGGUGGACUUCAAUAGGAACUGGUGACUUGAUAAAAAAAAAUAUGGUGAGGAGGUGAAACUUGCAAGUGUAUGUGACUCCAGUGACUAAACUGUACUUUCUGUCGAAUCAACGGGGUCUGGAGUCUCCAGCCGCGUCCAAGGGCCGCUGCCUAGGAAGAAGGCCACCUGGCCAGUCUCCCUAUUUCAAGCCCCACUCAUCCUCACCUCUCAUCUCUUAGGUCACUUCUGUUCCAUGUUUCCAUGUGAGUCUACAUUCACCUUACUUUACAAAGGCCUUUCUUUACAAACGUGCAGCCUCCGCGUGCCAAACUUGUUGAAUACCUUCUGCCUUUUAUAGAGUACUUGCGACAAGCCACCUGGCAGCAAGACCCAUUAAUCCAGGACAUGACAUAUGCAGCCGCCAAGCUCCUGAGCAGUUGAGGAAGGUGGGUAGGAGCCAGUGAGGUCCUGGGUCUGCACCUGGCCAGGUGUAUGUCUGCAUCACCCCAGCACCAGGGCACCUUGCAGUCCCCUUACUGUACUACGGAAGUAUUGUAGCAUUCUCUCACUGAUCGCAGAGGCCUCCCUUAAAAUGUGAUGGAGCUGCAGAGUGCUGCCGGUAAUCUCUAGGAAGGCGGAGGGAAGGCACAGCACUUACAAACUCCUGUUCCUCUUCAGGGUUAGGCUGAGCUCCUCUUCUGUUGCUGGGUUAGCUUAAGAAUAUCUGAAGCUCUUAAGGAACACCUUUAUCAAAUGUAGCCAAAGCAGAAAAGCUUCCCUGUGGGCUGAGCCCUGUGAAAUUCCACACCAAGUGGGCAAGGAGGCCAGGGCCCACUGAGCCUGACACACGUCCAGUCCCGCCUUGCUCUGCAUGGGAAGGGGCUGCAGCCACCAGCUCCCUAGCACCUAUUGGUCAAGCUUGGACUCCUCAGUCCUAUUUCCUUCGUGGUCAGUAGGGAAACAGUUCACAGACACCUGCCAUUUCAAGUCCACUUUCCCAUCACCUCCUACCCGCCCAGGGAGUCACCUCCAGGUAUGUGCUGCAGCCACUCUCCUCCACCAGCCACUCUUGCAUCCUGCUAUCCUAUCGGGGAGCUGUAACCCCUUUCAAUAAGUUAUGCACAAAUGUGAACGCCUGAGGCAGGGCUGGACAGCUCUUCAUCUGUUCUUUUCCAGAAGUCAAUCAACUCAGAGCAAGUACCCUAAGUACUAGCACCCAAGUCAAAUAGGGAAAAGUUUUAAAUCUUUUGUUUUCUAAAAGAGUAUAAUUACUUGCAACUAGAGGAAAGGGGCUGGUAAGUUGUUUUGGCCACAGAACAGAAAGCAAAAAUGGACGUCGUAAAGGAAGUACUGCACUCAAACAAUACCACUUCCUAGAGCCAAACAAGAAAUGACUGAAGUGCCAUUAAAUGAAUUGUGACCAUCGCACCUCCCAGCCCCUAGGUGGCGCACGCGCGCGCGCACGUGCUGGGGAAAGCCCACGCUUCACUUUCAAAGGAUGCCUCGCUUUGCUGUAGUGUUUUGGAAAAGCAGCAGUGUGUUCUGUCCAGUGGGGAUAUUCCCUCUGUCCUUUCUGCCGCCCCAACAUUUGAGGUUCCUAGUCAGAACCGUGUUACUGCACAUCCACCGGGCUCACUCUGGAGGUGCUCAUUCAUAGCACAAGCCUAUCGAGUUCUGAACUGUGUCGUUCAAAGAUAAUGUCUGCAUGAUGUCACAUCUGUUGUACCUUUGAGGAAAAUUUGUAUGUAAAUGUACAGAAAUAAAAAUGUUGCCCCAUUAACAAAUUUCCUCUGGAAUGUCUUCCCUACCUCAUCUGAUGGUAUCCAAUGAAGGGCAUUUCAUGACCAUUGACUACAAGUAAUAAAAACUCUUUAUUCA